AUGUGAAAGAGAAAUAAGGGAAAACAGAAAAAAGGAGGCUGAUAAAGUUUCUGGCUACAAUACAGGAGACAUAUCAUUACCAUAUGAUCUACUGUGGGUGUCAGCCUGGAUUCUGUUCAUUGAGGGAAAUCUUACUUUUUUAACUGUGCUGUGGAAUGGAAGAAGCAGGAGGAUUUUCCACCAAGUGACAGUCGCUGAGCAGUACCCUUCCCCUCCUCCUUUCCACACCUGCAUGGUCUGCUGCCUGAGUCGAAUAUUUUAGUUGAAUUGCAUCUCAACUCUGAGGGCGCCUGUUGGAAAUCCUUGGAUCCAGAGAUUCACUGCCCUUCCCAGAAUAGAGAAACUAAACCAUGAAGGCUGCCAUCUUCUUUCUUCUGCUCCUGCCAGCUUGCUUUGCCAAACCAUUCCAUCAGAAAGGCUUGUUUGAUUUUAUGCUUGAAGAUGAACCAGGUUCGGGUGAUGAAGUUACAGGACCACCUCCCAUUGGACCAAACCCCACAUGCCCAUUUCGCUGUCAAUGCUAUCUUCGGGUUGUUCAGUGUUCUGAUCUAGGCCUGGACCAAGUUCCAAAGGAUCUUCCCUCAGAUACUACUCUUCUGGACUUGCAGAACAAUAAAAUCACUGAAAUCAGGGAUGGGGAUUUCAAGAAUUUGAAAGACCUUCAUGCAUUGAUCCUUGUUAAUAACAAAAUCAGCAAAAUCAGUCCUAAUGCUUUUGCUCCACUGAAGAAACUAGAAAGACUUUACCUUUCUAAGAACAACUUAAAGGAGCUUCCAGAAAACAUGCCCAAAAGCUUGCAGGAGCUUCGAGCACACGAGAAUGAAAUCAACAAAAUAAAGAAAUCUGUCUUCAGUGGACUAAACAAUGUGAUUGUUGUAGAACUAGGCACCAACCCGCUGAAGAGCUCAGGUAUAGAAAAUGGAGCUUUUCAGGGAAUGAAGAAACUCUCCUACAUCCGUAUUUCAGAUACCAACAUAACAACUGUCCCUAAAGGUCUUCCCCCAUCACUGACAGAACUUCAUCUUGAUGGCAACAAAAUCAGCAAGAUUGAUGCAGAUAGUCUAAAUGGACUUAACAAUUUGGCUAAACUUGGCCUCGGUUUCAACAGCAUCUCUAACAUGGAUAAUGGCUCCUUAGCUAAUGUUCCUCAUUUGAGAGAGCUCCAUUUAAACAACAAUGAUCUUGAUAAAGUACCAGGUGGGCUUGGAGAGCACAAAUACAUACAGGUGGUCUACCUUCAUAACAACAAAAUUGCUGCAGUUGGCCCCAAUGAUUUUUGCCCUCUUGGAUACAACACCAAAAAGGCUUCUUAUUCAGGAGUGAGUCUGUUCAGUAACCCUGUGCAGUACUGGGAAAUCCAGCCAUCCACUUUCCGAUGUAUCUAUGAACGAUCUGCAAUACAAAUUGGAAAUUACAAAUAGCUGCACAGCUGCAUUUCAGCUAUAAAUAACCU
This is a messenger RNA of Euleptes europaea (tarantolino), 1453 nucleotides long. RefSeq names its product decorin (gene DCN). Lineage: Eukaryota; Metazoa; Chordata; Lepidosauria; Squamata; Sphaerodactylidae. The record is from RefSeq and is a predicted model, not a curated record. Gene Ontology annotation, molecular function: protein binding. The coding region runs from base 351 to 1421 and encodes 356 amino acids. The transcript has 8 exons.